UGAGCUGUGCGGUUCUCAUCUAAGUAUUCCUAAGGAAAGCAAGGAAACCUAGGCCUGAGGUUCUGGGGUGAAGUGCUGGGGGGCGGAAGGGUUAGUUGUUCUCUCUCUUCAGUCUGGGGAGGGCUCAGAACUGGACAGGAGUCGAGACACCUGAGUUCAGUUCUAGCCUGCCCUGCCCCUUUCUCGGUGUUCAUUCACCCACGCCGGGGUGGAGGGAAAAGAAACAGGCCAUGGAAAGGAAUGACAUCAUUGACUUCAAGGCUUUGGAGAAAGAGCUACAGGCUGCACUCACUGCUGAUGAGAAAUACAAACGGGAGAAUGCUGCCAAGUUACGGGCCGUGGAACAGAGGGUGGCUUCCUAUGAGGAGUUCAGGGGGAUUGUCCUUGCAUCACAUCUGAAGCCACUGGAGCGGAAGGACAAGAUAGGAGGGAAGAGGACUGUGGCCUGGAACUGUCAUGCUACUCAGAGAGAGACCGAGUCUCAGGAUGAGGCCACUGAAAUCUCCCAGGAGAAAACACUUUUCCAGCCUGAGACCUCCGCAGAGUUCUACCGUGAUUGGCGGCGGCACUUGCAAAGCGGGCCAGAGCGCUAUGAGGCCCUGCUGCAGCUCGGAGGUCCAAAGCUGGGUCACCUCUUCCAGACGGACGUGGGGUUUGGACUUCUAGGGGAGCUGCUGGUGGCACUGGCUGAUCAGGUGAGGCCAGCCGACCGGUUGGUGGUGCUAGGGAUCCUGCACAGCCUGGCCGGCACUGGGCGCUUCGCCCUGAACCUGAGCCUGCUGAGCCCCGCGGAGAGAGAGAGCUGCAGAGGCCUGUUUCAGAAGCUGCAGGCUCCCGGGCCCAAAAAGGAGGGGCUCAGCCAGAAGGAGCGGGGUCUGGAGGAGCAGCCUGGUGAGCUCCAGGAGGAGGAAAGGCUCCUGCAGGAGCUGCUAGCGCUGUACCAGGUGGCUUGACAGGACCAGUUACCUGCAGAGGCCCCCAGUGACUUGCUUGCUGCCCUGGGGGCUGUGCAGGACUGUAAUGAGUGCCCACCCCUAAUUCCCUUCUCAACUUGGAAUUUACAGAGGAUAUGCAGGAAUCGAAUCUUCCCCACUUCUCCAGCCACCGUGGUGGCUCAGUAUUCUGAUCUAUGUAGAGCAGCACAAUGGUCAAGGGCCCAAGAACUUGAAAGAGGUUCGUUUCCCACCCUUAGAGUCUGCCAAGCCUCUAGCCUGCAGCCCUGAGAGAUGAGUGUGUGCUCAACCAAAUGCUGGCUAUACCAGUUAAAUCCUCUACUUAAAAAGAAAAGGAAAGAAAAUCAUCAAUAUUCCUUGGUAAACAAAUACUGAUCUCCAUAGCUCUUAACAAGAACAUCCCAAAUCAAUAAAUGGACGUUUAAUCAGCAAAUAAUCAAAUGCUACCUCUUCGAGGUCCAGUAUUUUCCUCGGGGGCUGAAUUCCUGUGUAGGUUGGGCCUGGGAAAGCCCCAAGCCAUCAGCCUGGGUCAGGCCAGCCUCCCAGGCUUCAGAUGGCCAGACCUGCAGGCGGGUGAGUCUUCUUCAACUCCUGAAUUACCCAAAGGGAAGACCAUUCCACCAAGCAGGCAGGCAGGGCCUAAAGCAGGAAGGCAAGAGAUUUGCCUGUUCUAGCACCUGUGCCCUUGCUCUUCAUUCCGGUUUCCCCACCCAUUCUUGGGUGAGUGCCAGUGUUCUAGAAAGGGGAGAGAGGGCCAGGUUCUAGAAUGGUCUUUCCCUCAAGAUCGCAUCUAGAACACGAGAAGGGCAUCUUGUACAUCAGCUGGGAAUAAACUUGCCUUGCCUUUGGCCGCUUCCCCGGUA
Molecule: messenger RNA, 1816 nt
Organism: Neogale vison (American mink)
Lineage: Eukaryota; Metazoa; Chordata; Mammalia; Carnivora; Mustelidae
Gene: DNAAF19
Product: coiled-coil domain containing 103
Exons: 4
Coding region: 231-953 (240 amino acids)
Biological process (GO): epithelial cilium movement involved in extracellular fluid movement; determination of left/right symmetry; inner dynein arm assembly
Cellular component (GO): outer dynein arm
Source: RefSeq, a predicted model, not a curated record